Messenger RNA from Macrosteles quadrilineatus (aster leafhopper), 811 nucleotides. Its product is annotated as coiled-coil-helix-coiled-coil-helix domain-containing protein 2-like. The coding region runs from base 131 to 556 and encodes 141 amino acids. The transcript is spliced from 4 exons. NCBI's taxonomy places the organism in Eukaryota, Metazoa, Arthropoda, Insecta, Hemiptera, Cicadellidae. Gene Ontology annotation, cellular component: nucleus; mitochondrion. Gene Ontology annotation, biological process: mitochondrion organization. The record is from RefSeq and is a predicted model, not a curated record.
CACAGACUACAGAGAACGAGAGAAGAAGUCACUGUCAGUUCGCCCUUGAGAAGACAUUAAAUUGCUUUUGCCUUGUGCAGUCUUUCACCUUUCUGGUGGUUUUGAGAAGUAUUUCUUAUAGUUUUCCGAAAUGCCGCGACGUGGAAGGUCUCCUUCCCCAACUCCUAGCAGAAAUGUUCCAAUGAGGUCUGCGCCUGCCGCACCGGCCCCAGCGCCUGCGGCCGCUCAGCCAAUGGUGGUACAGGAGCAGCCCAGCAUGUUCAAGCAGAUGGCUGCCACUGCUGGUGGAGUAGCUGUCGGAUCUGCCGUUGGUCACACCCUCGGGCACGCCAUGACUGGGAUGUUCAGUGGAGGCAGUAGUGAGGCUGCUGCGCCUGCCGCAGCCGCAGCUCCUCCCAGCAACUACGCAGCAGGUGCGGGCCCUCAGGAGCCGACAGGACCUUGCGCCUGGGAGAUCAAACAGUUCCUGCAGUGCGCGCAGGGCCAGAGCGACCUCACUCUGUGCGAAGGCUUCAACGAGGCUUUGCGCCAGUGCAAGGUUGCCAACCGUGUGUAGUUAUAAUUUCGUUCAACCGGAUAGCCAAAUUAUGAAAAUAAUUAGUUACAAGAUUUUAAAUUCAUUAUUAUCUUCUUUAAUUUGACUUAACAGUUAAAUCACACCAAUAUAUUUGUUGUUCCACGAAGUAGUAAAAAUAGUUAAAUAAAAUUGUAAGCAUUAGAAAUAUCUUUUUUCUGUAUUUUUACCUGACAAUUUUCUAUUUUUUGGUUAUGUUUUUAUUUUAAAACAAAUUAAACAAUUGUUGAUUUUCAA